AUGGGAUCUCAGCAGGCCUUAGCUCUGUAUCGUGAGCUCCUCAGAAACAUCAGAAAGCUUCCCAGGAAUUCCAGGCAGUACUACAGGCAGAACGUGAAAGGAGGCUUCCAAAACCACAACGACGAGAUUGAUCCAGAGCGUCUUCAACAGCUCCUUGAAGGCGCAAGAAAAGACGCAGAUUUCAUACUGAAUAAGUACGUUGGGAGCAACCAAGGAGGGUCAACUACUGGACGGUGA
Messenger RNA from Coccomyxa subellipsoidea C-169, 237 nucleotides. RefSeq lists its product as hypothetical. The record is from RefSeq and is a predicted model, not a curated record. NCBI's taxonomy places the organism in Eukaryota, Viridiplantae, Chlorophyta, Trebouxiophyceae, Coccomyxaceae. The coding region runs from base 1 to 237 and encodes 78 amino acids. The transcript is spliced from 3 exons.